Messenger RNA from Saccostrea cuccullata (small rock oyster), 3920 nucleotides. RefSeq lists its product as uncharacterized. NCBI's taxonomy places the organism in Eukaryota, Metazoa, Mollusca, Bivalvia, Ostreida, Ostreidae. Gene Ontology annotation, biological process: carbohydrate metabolic process. The record is from RefSeq and is a predicted model, not a curated record. Gene Ontology annotation, molecular function: hydrolase activity, hydrolyzing O-glycosyl compounds. The transcript has 3 exons. The coding region runs from base 190 to 3435 and encodes 1081 amino acids.
UUUCUUACCUUAUCUAUCUGUUAACAGCUUGUUACAUCUGUCUGAUUGUGUGGAGAUUAAAUAACCAGAACAUGGAUUAAAACCGCUAAUUCUCUGUAAAAGAUCAAUCUCUAUUAAUUAAGUGAUGUGAUUCAAAUGAAGUUACAAAUAAUCAGUGGAUUGAAGUGAGUGAAAGAAAAUACAGCAAAUAUGGCGUCAUACGACGGCCGCUACAGUCCCGAGUACACUAACAUCAAUAUUCCAGACAUCUUAAAUUCCAACUCGGACAAGGAAGAAGAGUACGAAAAUGUUGUAUUGCGACCAAAGGAGUCGACGGAUAAUGAUGAAGUCUUCGAAAACUCGUCCAACACAUCAAGUCCGUCCGCUGAACCCAAAAAACGACGGUCGGGUGUCGUGAUUAGCAUGGAGAAUUUGAAUAAAAUCUCCCCGCCUGAAUCCAAUGAUGAAGAUGAAAGAGACAAUUUGCCACGAUUCACGCUUUCAUCUUUUCCUGGAUCGCCAGAAGACCAGUUAGAGCUAAAAGAGAUCGAUUUUGAAGAUAAAAAUGAAGACGAUCAGGAGGAAUCGAAAGAAAAAGAGGAUAAAGUUUGUAAUUUGAUGCCAAAUCCCCAUUCAGUGGGUGUUAUUUACGAUGAAACACGACCUCGACGAAUAAGUCAUGAUUCAUCGCGGUACAAACCUUCUGACGUAAUAUAUGACGAAACCAAACCAAAACGAAAAGUCAGUUUUGAUACAGCCAUGCCAACAUUGAGAAAAAUAAGACAUGACAACAUGCCAAUUCGAAAAAUUAGUUUAGACACCGGUCUGGACUCAAAAAACAUUCGCAGAAUCAACAUCGAUUCUGCAAGCGGAAGGUUAUUGAAGAAACAGUGUUCAAAUCCGGAAGUUAAGACUGAUAGAAAUAUUGGUCAAAUAAGCUUUGAUGAGGAGUCCGGAACUCUUCAUAUUCGCCAAAUAAACCCAGAAGAGGACGAUUCGUCACAAGUGAUGUUUGAAACUGACACUCCUUGUGCAACGCCAAGAAAAAUGAGCUUUGAAGGGGAUCCUUCAGAUAUCGGAUACAUUAAUCGUGGAUUUGACAACGAUACAUACUUAGACAAUGUUACAUUCCAAGUGCAGAGGGUCUACCCAGAUAUUCAAGAAAAAGAUCUUAAUGGCUUCACCAAGAAGUCAAAUGGAAAUUGUGAUAAUAUGGGAUACGAAACUAAAGGCAUCCUUAAAGGAUCGAAAACGAGACAGGCUCCAGUGAAUGGAAACUCAGACUGCAUUGAGGAUAAAGAUUUACACUCAAAAUUGGCAGAACAUCUAAGAAAGGAUUCAAUUGCUUUGACCAGCGAAAAGCUAGGGCAGAUCCUAGAUCUUCAAAAACACUACUCCCAACAACACAUGCGAGAGAAAAGGUUUGGCAAACAGAGAGAAAUUCUGAAGAAAUACCGGUUGCAUUUGGGAGUUUCAGCGUUGUUAGUAUUCAUUAUAAUUCUUGUGAGUAUCGGAUGGCACUUCCACAACAUUGCAAGGAAGGAAAAGAUGAUCAGUCAAAGAAUUUUCUUCGAGGCCAAUUCUAAACGGAUAUCCCUUUCUGAUCCAGGCGAAAGGGAUUCACUGUAUGGAACACUUGGUCAUCAGAUACCGUCAUGGCAGAAACCUACUCAUUGUCUUGGUGAGGUAGAAACACAAGAAUUCCAAUGUUUACGUUGGAAAAACAGUGCUAUCUUAAGGAUAAGUUAUUUUUCGCCCCCUGAAUUGAAAUGUUAUAAUAUCUCUUGGGAAUCUAUCUCUGCAGAACUUUAUCCUUUGGAUUGUUAUAACAUCGGAAACCAGGGCUGGUUUGGACCCUCGAAUCAAACUCAUCCCGAAUGGCCAAUGACUCGUGACACCGAGUUUACUUUCUCAGCCUCUUAUUCCCAAAACUUUGAUGCAGGAACUUUUAAUUCGGCAGUUGAAAACUACUGGCUUUCAGAAAAUGGAAACGGUCUCUUGGUCAGCGAUAAUAUUCCUUUAGUUAUGCAUUGGAAUACAAAGAACAAAGGAUCAUGGUGCAUCACUUCCAAUUAUACUGGUGAUUUCUAUGGUUUCAAAGCAAAUAUUGACAAGAAGAGGUUUCUGAAUUACACGAUUUGUAAUGGAAAUGACCCCAAAUCUGCACAUAAAUACUUCAGAAGUUACUUGGAACCUGGGCCUGGUAGCUUACCAACAAAGCUGCUUUACACAAGUCCACUUUGGUCAACGAAAGGAGAUAGAGAUUCCAAAACAGUUUCUGAGGCGGAUGUUCUCAGCAUUGCCAAUAAUAUAAGGAAACAUAACAUUACUUGUGGUUCAAUAGUGGUGGAUGGAUUGUGGGAAGACAUUCAAGGGGAUUUCACUUUUGAUGAACAAAGAUUUCCAAACAUUUCUACCUUGCAAUCUACCGUUUUGUCGACUGCUGAAUGCUCUCUCACAGUGUCAUUCAAUCCAUACUUUGAUUACAAAUCUGACAGUUUCACAGAAGGGCAUCCAAAGGAUCAUUUUAUUCUAGAUGCCAGUGGCAGAGUUCCAGCACUUGUCCAGUGGAAUGAUGAUGUCAUGGCAAUGUUAGAUGUGACUAACCCUGCAGCUAAAUCAUGGAUCACUGGGAAAAUGAUGACGUUGGCGGACAGGUACAAGAUCAAGUCUUUCAAAAUGACAUAUGGCAAACCCACUUGGUUGCCUUUCCAUCCGACCUUUCAUAAACCUGACGUUACUCCAAAUCAAUUGAAAAAGGAAUUCACUCACAUGUUGGUUUCUUUUCAUCAAUUGAAUGCAGACAUCAUCGAAGGAACUUCACAUACCCAAAACCUUCCUUACUUUGUGUCUGUUCGAACAAAGGUUAAACAAACGGAAAAUGGUCUUUGUCUAACUGGAACCAUUCCUGUAGGUCUAGCACUAGGUAUGAUGGGAUAUCCUUUUGCCAUGGCUGAUGGAAUAAGCUACAAAAAGUACGAUCCCGAGGAUAAAACCUACGAACUUCUUCCAAGGGAUCUAUAUGUUCGAUGGAUUCAGAUGGCUACCUUCUUCCCUGGUAUGAAAUAUUCAACCCCACCGUGGAAGUACGACAAUGACCUCGUCAAUUUCGCCAGAAAAGCUGCACAGAAGCACGAAGAAUAUGUGACCCCAGCGAUUGAAACCAUGAUGGAUGACAUAAAGGCUGGAAUGCCCAUCAUUCGACCUGUCUGGUGGAUAGAUCCGGCGGACAAAAUUGCCAGGAGUGUUGGCGAUUCUUUCCUCAUUGGGGAUAACUACCUGAUUGCUCCUGUUCUCUGUGAAGGGAAAACCUCAAGAGAGAUUUAUUUUCCGGAUGGAAUUUGGAAAGAUCUAGAGACUCAUAAGUUGAUCGUUGGGAAAAAAUGGAUAACAUAUCCUGUGGAGAUGACAACUUUACCCAUUUUCGAGAAAACCAAAGUUUAUGGAGAUACGUAACAUUACAUAGAGGGAAAAAGUCAUUCUUUUUUCGUCUCUGCUUACUGAAGAAUGGGUGACGUCUUUUCAACACUGAAUACUGGGUAUUGAAUAAUGUUAAUUCUUGGGAGUAUAUAGCCUUUAUUAUUGAUCUCCUCUGGUUAAAAAAUGUAAAUACAUAUAUGUUUACAUGUAUAAUAUGCAUUCUCAUGUAAUGAAAUGUUUUAAGUCAUUGUUAUAAACAACGAAUUUACAGUUAUUAAGUAAAUAUGGAAAUGAAUGGGAGCAAUUUAUUCAAAUUACCUUGUUACUUUGAGUAAAACUUUGCAACAAAAUGGAUUUUAGUGUAUAAAGUAUUUUCCGAUUACAUUUUUUUUUUACUUUGAAAGCUUUAUUUUACAUUGUUUAGAAUUUUUUUAUAGAUAUAUUUUUAUAUUUAAUCAGAUGCCAGUUAAAAUGUAAAUAACAUUUAGAUUUUGCAGGACAAGGCUUUAAUUAUUGUUACA